AUGACAAUCUCAAUCAGCGCCGAGGCAUUCUGGACCUCGAUCGAGGACGCCUGGGCCGCAGCAGCCCAGACGCUGCCCGAGGCCUACCGCCCAUCCAUCGCAGCGGCCCGAUCCACCCUAAUCUCACCCACGGCGUCGUCCGAGGACCGCCUUUCCGCCGUCUCGACGCUGGACAAGGCUGAGCGCGCCUUCCUCGACGCCACCCGCACCUAUCUCGGCACACUCACGCAAGGCGACCUGGGCCAGUGGGACGAACACUGCGCCCAGGCUCUGUACGCGAUCGACUCGGCGGCCAUCCACGAAGUGCUCGAUGGAUCCGACGACGGGUUCCUGUACACCCGCGGCUUUGUUGUGAGCCAGGGCAGGAGGUAUUGGGAGCUCGUCAAGGAGGAUGUGGAGACUUAUGGCGUCGAUGGGGCCGAGAACGAGAGCUUUUGCUAUAUUGCUGCUCACUUUUGUAAUGACAAGUUUGGGGAGUGGCCGAAGGCGAGCGUUAGUAGGGAGAGCUGCAGCAAUGCUGAGGGUUGGAAGGAUGUUUAA
Molecule: messenger RNA, 540 nt
Organism: Trichosporon asahii var. asahii CBS 2479
Lineage: Eukaryota; Fungi; Basidiomycota; Tremellomycetes; Trichosporonales; Trichosporonaceae
Exons: 1
Coding region: 1-540 (179 amino acids)
Source: RefSeq, a predicted model, not a curated record